Messenger RNA from Auanema sp. JU1783, 2133 nucleotides. Lineage: Eukaryota; Metazoa; Nematoda; Chromadorea; Rhabditida; Rhabditidae. The record is from the annotation of a GenBank genome assembly.
AUGGCGAUUGUUAAGAAAAAAACCAAAGUUGCGGCUAAAGCAGCUUCGCCAAAAGCCAAAAUUUUAGGGAAAGAGAAGAGUGCUCCUAAAGCAGCUGUUCAAAAGAAGAAGGUAGCCCCAAAGAAGGCAGCCCCAAAGAAGGCUGUAGAAUCACCGAAGAAAAAGAAAGUAGUAGCCAAGAAAACAGCAGGAAAAUUGUUUGAGGAAGAAGAGGAAAAUGAAGAGCCAAAAAUAACCUUCGCGGAUGGUACGAAAAAAGGAACAAAGAAAGGUAUUAUGAAGAAGGUCAAACAAGCUGAAUUGUUUGAUGACGACGACGACAAUGAUGAGGAGGGAGAUAACUCUUGGGAUAUGGGUGACGAUGGGGUUGAAGAUGAAGAGAGUGGAAGCGAUGGAGAUGAAAUGAUGGAAGACGAUUUUGGAAGUGAUCAAGAAGUAGGAGAUGAUAAGGAUGAAGAUGACUCCGACUCCGACAAUGAAGACAUCGAACAUCAGGCAAUGAAAUUAGAUAAGAAGAAGGCCAAGAUAGCAGCCGAAGGUGAAGCUGAGUUGCAACUCAACAUUGCUGGGGGCGAGAACUUUGUUCUCCCUACAUUGGAAGAGGUUGAAGAAGAAAUCAAAUCAGCCCCAAACCUUAAAAUAAUCAGAGAUAGAAUUAGAGAUGUCAUGCAGGUUUUGGGAGAUUUCGCUAAACGUAGAGAGAAGGGAAAAAGUCGUGACGACUACAUGGAAAUCUUAACUAAGGACUUGUGUAAUGUCUAUGGAUAUAAUGAGUACCUUCUCACCAAAUUCAUUCAUCUUUUCUCUGUCGGAAAUGAAUUGCUGGAAUUCUUGGAUGCUAACGAUGUUGCUCGUCCAGUUACCAUACGUACUAACACAUUGAAAACGAGAAGGGGUGAGCUAGCUAAAGCUCUUAUCAGCCGUGGUAUGAACGUUGACCCUGCCUCUACUUGGACUAAAGUCGGUCUUGUUGUUUACGACUCCCAAGUUCCAGUCGGAGCUACACCAGAAUAUCUCGCCGGACACUAUAUGAUCCAGGGUUUGAAUUCGCUUCUUCCCGUCAUGGCACUAGCCCCUCAACCAGGAGACAGAGUGUUGGAUAUGUGCGCUGCUCCAGGAGGAAAAACAUCUCACAUGGCUGCUCUUAUGAAGAACAGUGGAGUUCUCUUUGCCAACGACGCAAACCAUCAAAGAUGUAAAGCUGUUAUUGGUAAUCUUCAUAGACUUGGAGUAAAUAACGUUGUCAUCAGUAACGUCGACGGUAUGGAUUAUGCCAAGAUAUCCCCAUGCGGGUUUGAUCGAAUCCUGUUGGACGCUCCAUGUUCAGGAACAGGAGUUAUCUGGAAAGAUCAAUCUGUCAAAACAAGCAAAGACAGUCAAGACGUCCAGAAAAAACAUACUCUGCAACGUCAACUCAUUCUUGCUGCCCUAGACUCUUUAGAUGCCAAUUCUCCUAGUGGAGGAUACCUGGUUUAUUCUACUUGUUCUGUCUUGGUCGAAGAGAAUGAAGCUGUUGUUAACUUUGCAUUGGAGAAAAGAAACUGUCAACUUGUCCCAACUGGAUUAGAUGUAGGAGUUGAAGGAUUCACCAAGUUCCGUCAGUACCGUUUCCAUCCCAGUCUCAACCUAACUAGAAGAUACUAUCCACACGUUCACAAUAUUGAUGGUUUCUUUGUUGCCAAGAUCAAGAAACUCAGCAAUACUCCAUAUGGCAAGAUCACAGUUGGAAUAGUAGCUGCGGAGCGACAUGAAGAGAAUAAGGAGAGGGAGGCUGUCAACAAAGCAAAUAGGGAAGCUAAAGCUCUAGCCAAGGCAGCUCAUAAGGAUGCUCUCCUUGCUAAGAGGAUACAGAAGAAACUUAGGGAGGAGGAUGAGGAAGAGGAAGAUGACGGUGGAGAUGCAAAAAACAAAUUAAGAAAAGCAAGAAAAAUAAAAAACAGGAAGAAGAACUUGGAGAAAAUUGCAAAGGCCAUGGAGGAUGAUGGUUUCAACACCGUUGGUAAUGUGCCGAAGCCAAAGAAGAGGACAGUCACGAAGAUCAAAGUUGGCAAACGUUCCGCUGCCCGAACAGGCGCGAAGAUAAUCAAGAAGAAGAGAAAGAGACUACUAGAAAAGAUUGGCUCUGCUAACUAA